AUGGCCGUGUCCUGGGAGAAGUAUUUCCGACUGGCCUUGCAAGACAAGCUGCCUAUGAAGAUCCCGGAGCAGAACCUCAGCCACUCCCUGCCGGUGCUGUGUCUCCUGCGGAAGAGGCAGGAGCUGGUGGAUGUGGACCAGGGCCUGCGGGCCCAGAAGGAGGUGUUCCAGACCAGGAUGGCAGUCCUGAUGCAGCGCCGGGAACAGUUGGAACAGAAGCAGCAGGAGCUGAAGGGGUCCUUCCUCCGCUUCGACAAGUUCUUGCAGGACGCCGAGGCCCGACGUAGCCGCGGGAUGCGGAGGGCGGCAGAGGAGCGACACCGCGCGGGCCGCCAGGAGGCCGAGGCGCUGCGGCUCCGGGCCCAGCUCGAGCGUCUGCAGCGGGAGCGCGCGCGGCUGCGGCGCCGGCUGGAGCGCCUGGGGCCCUGCGCGCGCCUGCUGGAGCAAGUGCUGGGGCAGCUGCCGGAGUUCCAGGAGGUGCCCGAGCUGGUGGCGCGCUUCGAUGCCCUCGCGGACACGCUGGCCGCGCUGAGGCUCCGGGAGCGCCGGCGGCGGGCGGAGCUGGAGGAGGCGCGCGCGCGGCUGCAGCGGCUGCGGGACACCUGGCAGGACGAGCUGCUCCGGCGGGGCCAGCAGCGCGCGCAGUUGCUGGAGCGCCUGGAGGCGGCGCGGGAGCGCACGCUGCACUGGGAAUCCAAGUGGGUUCAGAUCCUGAACACGGCGGCUGAGAAGACGCUGCUCCUGGGCCGCGUGAGGAUGGCGGCGCUCAACCUGUUCCAGUUAGUGUGCCAGCACCAGAGGCAGCCGCCUGCCCUGGACAUGGAGGACACCGAGGGGCAGCUGGAGCAGGUGAAGCUGUUCCUCCUGGACCGCUCUGCCGUGCUGGCCAGCCUCCCCCAGAGUGAGCCCGAGACCCCGGCCCCCUAG
Molecule: messenger RNA, 927 nt
Organism: Eptesicus fuscus (big brown bat)
Lineage: Eukaryota; Metazoa; Chordata; Mammalia; Chiroptera; Vespertilionidae
Gene: CFAP73
Product: cilia and flagella associated protein 73
Exons: 7
Coding region: 1-927 (308 amino acids)
Biological process (GO): spermatid development
Source: RefSeq, a predicted model, not a curated record